Messenger RNA from Cheilinus undulatus (humphead wrasse), 2336 nucleotides. Its product is annotated as zinc finger protein OZF-like. The record is from RefSeq and is a predicted model, not a curated record. Lineage: Eukaryota; Metazoa; Chordata; Actinopteri; Labriformes; Labridae. The coding region runs from base 30 to 1208 and encodes 392 amino acids. The transcript has 2 exons.
UGUUUGUGCUUCAUAAAUGAACGGCUAAUAUGUGUUCAACAGACGGUCUGAGAGAGUUCGUCAUCGAGCGGCUAACCGCUGCAGCGGAAGACAUCUUUGUAGUUUUUAAGAACACCAUCGUCCAGUAUGAGGCGGAGAUUGACCGACAGCGCAGACAGCUGGACAUGGUGUGGAAGCCUCACAUCUACCUGGAGAGGAUAGAUGCCCACCAGUAUCAUGGCUGUAAGGAGGAGGGCUCUGAGGAUGACCAGCAGGUCUGUAACCAGGAGAGGAGCUUCAGUCUGGACCAGGAGAGGAGCUUCAGUCCAGACCAGGGGGAGCCAGAACCUCCACAGAUUAAGGAGGAACAGGAGGAGGCGUGCAGCAGUGUGGAGGCAGAGCAGCUCGUACUGAAGCAGGAGACUGACACAUUCAUGUGGACUAUUACUCAUGAUGAAAGCGACCACGAUGAACCUGAACCACAGCAGCUCUUCUCUCACUACCCCCAUGUUCCUGAGAAUCCCCCGGGAAGUGAGCAUGAAGACUCAGAACCAGCACUAAAGAGCAGAGUUAUGGAGAGAAACGUCCUCCAGACGAACCCACGGGAGAUUGCCUGUAGUCCUAACCAAAGUCAGAGCUCUUUGAAAUGUGACACGUGUGGCGAAGAGGUGAAGAAUAAGACCGAGUUACACAUGCACCAGCGCGCCCACACGGGGAAGAAGAUGCUGUCGUGCUACAUCUGUGGGAAAAUGUGCAGCUACAAGUCCCAGCUGAUCUAUCAUAUCAGGUCCCACACAGGUGAGAGGCCGUACUCCUGCAGCACCUGUGGGAAAGGAUUCCUGCGCAUGACACAUCUGAACACUCAUAUGAAGAUUCACUCGGGGGAGAAGCCGUACGCGUGUGCUACCUGUGGGACGACGUUUACCCAGAAACACUCUCUGGAUAAUCACAAAAGAAUUCACACAGGUGAGAGGCCGUACUCCUGUGCUACCUGUGGGACGACGUUUACCCAUCGAAGGUCUCUGGAUAAGCACCAGAGGAUUCACACAGGCGAAAAACCCUACUCCUGUGAUAUAUGUGAGCGGACUUUCACGUAUCGCUGCGACUUAACGGUUCACAUCAGAAGAGCUCACACAGGUGAGCGGCCAUACCUGUGUGUGACCUGUGGGAAAAGAUUCUACGACUCCUCUAGUCUUUCACAGCACAUGAAGAUACACGCCAACAAAUAGCCAUGUGGACGCUGGCGUUGAGGAGAGGAUCCAGCUCCAGUAAGACUUGUAUUGACCACAGAACAGUUUUCCGCUGAGUGGAGGUUCACGGUACAAAGAUGGAGCUCAUUUUUACGCCUUUAGCAAAAUAAGCUGUUCUUUUAAUGUGACUAAACCUCAGCUAGGGACGCGCCAUGCUGGAUUUUACUGAUAUUUACAAAUACAGACAUUAAAAUGUAGUUCAGACAUAAAACUCCUAUUCCUAAAACACACAAUUUAAAGUUUGAGGGUGAACAAAUAAACACAUUUUAGUCCUGAAAAUACACUUUAGUGUAAAGAAUGAUGAUAAGUAAUAAAAAACCAACAGCCUUAAACUCCACUAACCUUAUUUGUUUGUAUGGCGAGUACUGACAGCUGAUUAAGGCAGAUUUUAAUAGCCUAAAUAUCUGCUGCUAUCAUACCGAUAAUAUCGUACAUGCCUAACCUCAGCCACAGGACUGAUCAGAAUAAAUAUCAUUCAUGUAAAUGGUCGUGUUAAUUUGGACGGAUCCAGAAUGAUUCCCCUCAGACUUAAGAGACAUUUUUGGAUCAUGUAACCUUUAGACCAGGAGGGUCAAACUCAAUCACAGCAGGGGCCGGAUUCUGGAUUCAGGACUAACCUGAGGGUCUAACUGGGUCACCUUUUUAACCAGAAACUACCAACCUCAUUUUCACCAGUAAUAAAAUGUAAAAAUAAAAAACCGUAGCACUGAUGAGAAACGAUUUUGACAUGUAAAAAGUUAAAAAGAUAAGUUUAAAGGCUCACAAUCUGAGAAAAGUACAUUCAUUAGUUCAAAAAGAUCAAAACAUGAAAUUGAAAAAUGUUUUUAAAGGCAAAUAUAUUAGAAAGGAAGUCAAAAUCAUGAGUCUAAAAGGUCAGACUAUGGCAUUAUUAUGUCAGAGUUUGGAUUUGGAAAUAUGUGGUAAAAUACAAAGUAACUGGUGCAAAAGGUCAAAAUAUCACUUAAAAAUGAGAAUUAUGCUCAAAAUAUUCUAUGAGAAGUCAAAAUUAUGAGUUGAAAUGCUCAAAGUAUGAAAUUAAAAGUCAAAAUCUCACGUUUGAGUCUUAAUUAUGAAAUGAUAAAUUGAAAAUGAUAAAUUAAAACAUAA